Messenger RNA from Onychostruthus taczanowskii (white-rumped snowfinch), 1113 nucleotides. RefSeq names its product melanin-concentrating hormone receptor 1-like. Gene Ontology annotation, biological process: neuropeptide signaling pathway. NCBI's taxonomy places the organism in Eukaryota, Metazoa, Chordata, Aves, Passeriformes, Passeridae. Gene Ontology annotation, molecular function: neuropeptide binding; melanin-concentrating hormone receptor activity. Gene Ontology annotation, cellular component: membrane; neuron projection. The coding region runs from base 1 to 1107 and encodes 368 amino acids. The transcript is spliced from 2 exons. The record is from RefSeq and is a predicted model, not a curated record.
AUGGCCCCCGGCAACUCCUCCCGCAACUUCUCGGUGCCGGAGGCUCGGAACGGCUCAGUAGCAGAGAAGCCAGCACCACACACCAAUGUGAUCAUGCCCAGUCUCUUCAGCAUCAUCUGCUUCCUGGGCAUCAUGGGGAACCUCAUUGUGAUCUUCACUAUCGUCAAGAAGAAGAAGCUGAGGUGCAAGCAGACCGUGCCUGAUAUUUUCAUCUUCAACCUCUCCAUUGUGGACCUCCUCUUCCUCCUGGGCAUGCCCUUCCUCAUCCACCAGCUCUUAGGCAACGGCUCGUGGUACUUUGGAGCUCCCCUGUGCACCAUCAUCACCGCCCUGGACACAAACAGCCAGAUCACCAGCACCAACAUCCUCACGGUGAUGACACUGGACCGCUACCUGGCCACCGUCUACCCCCUCAAGUCCACCUACGUUCGGACGCCGUGCGUUGCGGCUCUCGUCAUCUGCCUGGUGUGGCUCCUGUCCUUCCUGACCAUCAUUCCCGUGUGGAUGUACGCAGGCCUCAUGCCCCUGGAGGACGGGACUGUGCGCUGUGCUCUCCUGCUCCCCAACCCAGAGACCGACAUCUACUGGUUCACCCUCUACCAGUUCAUGCUGGCCUUUGCUGUGCCCUUGGUCAUCAUCUGCGUGGUCUAUUUCAAGAUCCUCCAGCACAUGGCCACCACCGUGGUCCCGCUGCCCCAGAGGAGUCUCCGGGUGCGUACGAAGAAGGUCACCCGAAUGGCAGUCGCCAUCUGUUCCGCCUUUUUUAUUUGCUGGGCUCCCUUCUACAUCCUCCAGCUUGUUCACCUGGGCAUCGACACCCCAUCCAUGGCCUUCUUUUACGCCUACGACUUUGCCAUUAGCUUGGGCUACGCCAACAGCUGCCUCAACCCCUUCCUCUACAUCGCCCUCAGCGAGACCUUCAAGCGCCAGUUCCUGGUGGCCAUUCGCCCCACCAAAGAGCCCUGUCGCAACAGCAGCUCUGCCAACAACAACAGCAUGACAGAGGCCAGCGUGUGCCUGAAGCUGGCGUCAGAAUCCACCCAGCAGACUCAGUUUCAGGAGGACUUUUCCCCACGCUCGCUGCCGGUGACUGUGGCUGUUCACUAGGGCACU